Symsagittifera roscoffensis is the source of this 1638-nucleotide messenger RNA. Its product is annotated as protoporphyrinogen oxidase-like. Gene Ontology annotation, molecular function: protoporphyrinogen oxidase activity, oxygen as acceptor. The transcript has a single exon. NCBI's taxonomy places the organism in Eukaryota, Metazoa, Xenacoelomorpha, Acoela, Convolutidae. Gene Ontology annotation, biological process: porphyrin-containing compound biosynthetic process. The record is from RefSeq and is a predicted model, not a curated record. Bases 1 to 1455 code for a protein of 484 amino acids.
AUGAGUGGCAGAAAACACUGCGUUAUACUUGGCGCAGGAUUUACGGGCCUAUCAUGUGCGCAUUUCAUCAAGAAGCUACGGCCGAAUACCCGAGUGACAAUGAUUGAUUCCGCUAAACGAGUCGGAGGAUGGCUGAAAUCAUUUCGAAGUCCUACAGGUGCAUUGCACGAAGUGGGACCCAGAUCCAUUCGCAACACGUAUAAUGCAAGGCUAAUUUUGAACAUGAUAUCAGAGUUGGGCCUUGAAGAUGAUCUAAUUAUACCUUCGUCUGCAGCUUACGACCGAUAUUUGUACGUUAAUGAUAAGUUGCAGAAAAUCGAAAUGAAGCUUUGGAAGAAGGGACCCUUUGAACACACAAUGGCAUAUUACGGCUUGAAACAUCUAUAUAAUAAUGUGAUGAGAGAAUUGGAAAAAGACCCUGAUUAUGACGAAACCAUAUACGAGUUUGCUGUGAAGCAGUUUGGAACCGAAAUAGCUGAACUUGCUUUCAGCGCAGUUGUUCGUGGAGUUUAUUCGGGCGACAUUAAAGAGUUAAGUGUUAGGUCAUGCUUUCCUGAUUUUGUAAAAGCGCUGAGUCACAACUCGUCCUUCGUUGUUGGUAUGAUGACGCUACAGAAAAAAAUGACUAAACAUCCGGAAUUUGAAAUUAUAAGUGCCAUAGGAGAUCAGUUGAAACAAAAGAAAGCCAAAAUGUUUGCGCUUAAAUCAGGAAAUGAAACACUUCCUAAAACUUUGGCAACCGAUUUGAUGAACAAAGAUCUGUUUGAAAUUAAACUUGAAACAAAAUGCGUUAAAAUUGAACAUUUCGAACAGAUGUCGCCGAAGUUCAAAUUGAUUUUGGACAAUCAUGACGAAAUUAUUUGUGAUGAUGUAGUAAGUUCAAUUCCUGCAACUGAACUUUCGACUCUUCUUGAAAAAUCUGCAGAAGAAGUCACAGAGGAAAGAACUGUGAUGAGUUAUAUAAAAGGUUUAAAAUAUGCUAAUGUAGCUGUAGUCAAUCUAGAAUAUCCAUCAAAAUAUGUACAACACGUCCCGAAAGCAUUCGGUUACUUAGUUCCUGCUGUUCAAGAAUCGAACGUCAUGGGAGUAACAUUUGACUCCUUUUCGUUUCCUGAAGUUCCAAAUGGAAGCUCGGAUAUCUCACGAUUUUCAGCUAUGAUAAACAAAUGCAAUCAAGGAUCUUCAGACGAACAUUAUUUAAAUGCGGCCGUUGAAGAUUGCAAACGGCAUUUGCAAAUUGAAGUAGACCCGACUUUUGCUGCAGUCAAUGUGAAUUGGAGAUGCAUUCCUCAAUAUGCCGUCGGACAUUCGAAACAGAUCGACAAACUUAGAAGUUUGUUUCCCGAGAUUAAUUUCUUGGGGCCCAUAUUCCAUCCACCAGGCUUAGUUGACUGCGCAUUGAAUGCACACAGAACAGCAAUUAAUGUGUGCCGAGAUUACAAGGUCACUCAAUAAAUACUAUAAGUUACGAUUAUACUUAAAACAGGACUGCUCGUAAAUAAGGGCACAGCCCUAAAUGCUCCGACUGCCUCUUAACUGGUCUCGAAGUAACUAUAAAAUUUGGACCGCGAAAUAUCAAAUAUUAAGUGCGUAAAUUUGUAUGUAGCAUUAAAAUGGCAAUUUAUUUUCUCUAUUCAA